GGGGUCUGGAGCUGGGGCGCCGAACACAGAGGAGCCCUUGGGCCUUGGCAGAUCGCUGAGCCCCAGCCCAGAAAAGUGGCGAGGGUCCAAGAAAAUGCACCUCAGUGAUUCCAGGCAGGUCCUGAAGGGGGCGCUGCUCUGCUCCCUGCUCACAGCUCUGCUGCUCCAAGUGGCCGUCGGGCUGGAGUGCUACAGCUACAAGGGCGCCUUCACGGGCAGCUUCUCCCUGGACGAGGUGUCCAAGGUUACUUGCGGGCCAGCGCAGAACGUCUGUGCCGAGGGGCUGAUCGCCUUGAGCAUCGGGGGCCCGCGGAUGCUGGUGGUGAUGAAGAAGGGAUGCCACACGGCGCCGUCUUGGGACCUCUCUGGCUUCAGCCAUGGGCCGUAUCUCCCCAACUACUAUCACGUCCGCUCCUGCAACGUCAGCCGCUGUAACAACCGGUACCAGGACACUAGCCGCAUCCCGGCCUUCCCCACAGUGCCCCCAGACAACACCUCCAGCAGCCUCCUGUGCUACACCUGCAUUGGGAUCACCCCGGAGAGCUGCUCCCCACGCCAUGCCCAGCAGAGCCAGUGCCAUGACGACAAUCCGCUGUGCUACGAAGGGACAGGCACGGCCACCAUCGAGGACUUUGUGGUCCCCAUCUAUCUCCGCUCCUGCCAGGCACAGGGCUGCGCAUCGGUCACGCCGGGAGACCCUUGGCUGAAUAUCCAGCUGGAGAAAAGGUCCUGCUGUGCUCAGCCCCUGUGCAACCAUGCGCCGGAGCCAGCACCCACGGCCAGCCCCCGCCCCUCGCGCACAGCCCCUACCCUGGACCACCCCACCAAUGCCAGCCCCCGGCCUGGGCUGUUCCUGCCCACGCUGCUGCUGGGGGGGCUGGGCCUGCUCUGGGAUCAGGGCAGGGGAUGAAGAUGCCCCCUAUAGAGGACCCCUCCCAGUUCUGGGUGCACUAGAAGGUCUGUUGAGGCAGCCACGGCCCCGUAU
Molecule: messenger RNA, 985 nt
Organism: Chelonoidis abingdonii (Abingdon island giant tortoise)
Lineage: Eukaryota; Metazoa; Chordata; Testudines; Testudinidae
Product: ly6/PLAUR domain-containing protein 5-like
Cellular component (GO): plasma membrane
Source: RefSeq, a predicted model, not a curated record